Molecule: messenger RNA, 1251 nt
Organism: Hibiscus syriacus
Lineage: Eukaryota; Viridiplantae; Streptophyta; Magnoliopsida; Malvales; Malvaceae
Product: probable purine permease 4
Exons: 1
Coding region: 1-1251 (416 amino acids)
Cellular component (GO): membrane
Molecular function (GO): purine nucleoside transmembrane transporter activity
Source: RefSeq, a predicted model, not a curated record
AUGGAGGGGGUGGCUUCACUCCUUUAUCUCAGGUCUUUUGGCAUCAAACUAAGAUUUUCUUGUUCUCAUACUUCCCAACACAAUGGACUGGUGCGAAGAGAUCACAGCCAUAUAGAAGAAAAAUGGGUGUUCCCAUCGUCUUCAUCACCAAAACCAAUCAUGAACAACUCCAAUGAAGCUCACCAAAUGGCUGUUCCCAUGUCAAACAAGCGCUACCUCCCUCUUUUGUUGCUCAACUACGCCUUCCUCUUCGUUGGUUCUUUGUCUUCAAGCUUGCUCUCCAAGUAUUACUUCAUCCCCAAGGGAUCAAGCAUAUGGGUUUCAACUUGGGUUCAAUCUGCUGGGUUUCCUCUAAUUAUAAUCCCCAUUCUUCUUCCUUAUUAUCUUUUUAAAUCCACUGAACGUAAACCCUUCGCUCGUUUCACCCCCAAACUUCUGGUUUUGUCGAUCUUCCUAGGGUUCAUGUUAGGCUUAAACAACCUGCUGUUCUCAUGGAAAAAUUCGUAUCUUCCUGUGUCGAAUUCGUCUCUUCUUUUAUCAUCUCAGUUAGUGUUCAAUGUUAUUCUAUCUGUGAUCAUCGUGAAGCAGAAGAUCACUUUCAUGAACCUAAGUUGUGUCAUUUUGUUAACGUUAUCUUCUGUGUUAUUAGCCUUGGAAUCCAGCAAUAAUAAACCCCAUGGUUUAAUUCGAGCCAAGUACUUCAUCGGGUAUUUUUCAACCAUUGGUGCAGGGUUGCUUUUCGCUUUGUAUCUUCCUAUUAUGGAGAUGGUGUACAAGAAGGCGUAUUGUUAUGCAAUGGUGAUGGAAAUGCAGCUGGUGAUUAUCGGGAUGGUGUUCGACGGUGGGUUUGUGGAGAUGAAGAGGGAAGGGAGUGGGGUGUUUGAUAAAGGGGAGAGGGUUUAUUGGUUGACGGUGGCUUCAAACGUCGUGAGUUGGCAGCUUUGUUUCAUGGGGACGGCGGGGGUGGUGUUCUUGACGUGUUCAUUGACCGGAGGGAUCUGCAUGACGGCGUUGCUGAUGAUGAACGUGGUGGGUGGGGUGGUGGCUUAUGGGGACGAAUUUGGUGGGGUUAAGGCUGUUUCCACUGUGAUGUGUGGUUGGGGCUUUUGUUCUUAUGUGUAUGGGAUGUAUGCUAAGAACAAGAUGAUAAAGUAUUUGAAUCCGGAUUCGUAUAUUACAGAAAUUAUAGAUAUUCGACCCGAUAUUCUGAUCCAUGAUCAUCAUCAACAGGGUCGGUCCAAUGAGUUUUAA